Messenger RNA from Varroa destructor (honeybee mite), 714 nucleotides. RefSeq lists its product as uncharacterized. The record is from RefSeq and is a predicted model, not a curated record. NCBI's taxonomy places the organism in Eukaryota, Metazoa, Arthropoda, Arachnida, Mesostigmata, Varroidae.
AUGGCCGGAUUUACAGGGAGCUACACCAACCAAGUGGCCCACAUUGAAAACUGUCACCUUGAUGUGUUUGUAUCGACCAUGCGUAUCAUCGAAUGGUAUUCAAUAGCAGUCCAGUUUUUCUUGCUGUGCAUGAUGGCCGACCCUGCUAGACGGCCACCGAAGAAACCGAAAGGACCCAAGGCAAUCAAUUGGAACUCAUCGUACUAUCAGACAAGCUUCGAUCCAUGUAAGCCGUUGCGCGAAUUCAAUCCUGUCGAAUUGGUGAAGGCUCGAAAAUACGCCACCGAAAUAUUCGCCAGGUGUGGCUCGAAAUUGGUCGUCUACUUCGCUACUAAAUACGACUUCCCCGCAUUCGGUCUUGUUAAUUUAGCAAGACACGCAUGCGUAUUGCUAAACAUGGGUUACGCAUUUUAUUCGCCGUUUGAUAACAGCCUAGUGGCAUCACCAAACACAACAACGGAUGAGGCUGUUGUUCUUCUGAAAAAAUUUAUAAACGGCUUUAUGAAUCAGAAUUACUCGUUUGUCAUACGACAUCGCCAGCAAAAGUACACGGUAUUACCGUAUAUGCUAUUGCAUUUCUACGAAUGCGGCCUUCGUUGUGUUUUCAAUACGAAAAAGUUAUUUCCACUCGAUGGAGACCUCAUCAAGCUCGUAGGCUUCGUACCAAAACGCUGGGUACUAUUGACCGGACCAGGAUAUGCGACUAAACAAUAG